This is a messenger RNA of Cyprinus carpio (common carp), 1432 nucleotides long. RefSeq names its product claudin-8-like. NCBI's taxonomy places the organism in Eukaryota, Metazoa, Chordata, Actinopteri, Cypriniformes, Cyprinidae. Gene Ontology annotation, biological process: bicellular tight junction assembly; cell adhesion. Gene Ontology annotation, cellular component: plasma membrane; bicellular tight junction. The record is from RefSeq and is a predicted model, not a curated record. Gene Ontology annotation, molecular function: structural molecule activity.
AUUUUAUUUACAUUUUUAAUUUUAAGUGAUUUAAUUUUGAAUUAUUUAUAGUCAUACUGCAGCCACUGCUUUAGCUCAAGGUUAUGUGUUUAACCAGCGAGAUCAGUUACUGCUACAUCAACAGAUGCUUGAACUUAUGGACUUGCUUUAAAAACAAAACUCAAAAAGUAAAUUUGUCAUCAGCGGCCAGAAACCAGCGUUACCGCAUAGCACUGAUGGACCAAGCCCCUCCUAUCUGAUUCCUGUCAGAUAACCCGUGUACAUUUAAUCAAACACGCUGUGUUUCACCUCACUUCUGCCGUCAUGAGGGCUAAGCUGGAGAUCCUGGCUCUGGUUCUGGGUGCCGUCGGUCUGGUCGGGACCAUCGCGGUGACCUCCAUGCCCAUGUGGAAGGUGACGGCCUACAUCGGGUCCAACCUCAUCGUGAUGGAGACGCUGUGGGAGGGGUUAUGGAUGGCCUGCAUACGGCAGGCGGACAUCAACAUGCAGUGCAAAGUCUACGACUCUCUGCUCAUCCUUCCGGCGGACAUCCAGGCGGCCCGCGGGCUCAUGUGCGCCUCCAUCACUCUCGCCGUCCUGGCUGUCCUGGUGUCCGUCUGUGGGAUGAGGGGAACAGACUGUUGCCAUGAUGACACCAGGGGCAAGAAUGUGAUCCUGCUGGUGGGCGGGUGUCUGUUCGUCGUCGCUAGCCUCGCCACUCUUCUUCCGGUCAGCUGGUCCACUCACUCCAUCAUCAGAGACUUUUACAACCCGAUGGUGGUGGAGGCGCAGAAGCGGGAGAUCGGACAGGCGCUGUAUGUGGGCUUCGCCACGUUCUUGCUCCUCCUGAUCGCGGGGGUGAUACUGCUGUGCCGUUACGGCCCCCGUCACAGGAAGGACGAGGAGGAGAAGAAGCCAUACAUCACAGUGGAAAAGGACAAGGCCGGGAUGAGCAUGCUGGGACGGACACCCUCUUCUGACACGUACCCGAAGAGUCAGUACGUCUGACAGACAGAACUCACUCACUUCACUUCAGUUUACUUAUCACUUUUAUUUCUUUGCAAAUUUUGAUCUGCAUUUAUGUUUCUUGGCCAUAUGAAUCAGUGAACUGAAUCCUGGUUAAUUAGAUUAAAUGUUCCUCAUUAACUAACUAAACACAUUAGUGUCUGAUGAUGUGAUUGUAGAUUAUAUUUUCAAGCAUUUUGUGUUGUAGUUCUGUUCUUGUAAGGUAAAACUGAAAUGUACUUGUGCAUGCACAAACAUAUGAUUUACUUACUGUGUUUAGAAUUUUAGUAGGGAUUAGUAAAUGAAGAAUUAGACUAAACAAGCUGUCAUAGUUAUCUUAAAAAUAUGUGCAUUAUUUGCAAAAAAAAAGUACAAAUGUUGUAUUAUUUAUUUACUUAUAAUGAAAUAUAUUAUUAUUAUUAUAUAUUUUAGUAACUGAUUUAUUUUG